AUGAAGUUGGUGUUGAGAGUUUCAACGCAUCUGAAGCCAGUUUUGCAGUCAAGUGCCAAGAACGGAUUUCCACGUGUCAUAAGAUGUUUGGCAACGCAUUCUGCCGCUACGCCGUCGCCAUCUCCAGCACAAACACAAUCAUCAAACCAACAUCAAUACGUCUUUGAUCGUGACGUGAAACGCAAACAGAGGAAUCGAGCUGCUCUCAAACCUGAAAGCAGACAAGUCGAUUACUUGAAGGAUGAAGUUGCAAAGAGAUUGGCGGAGAGAAUAUUGGACAUUAAACGAAGAUUCCCGACCGUGUUGGAUCUAGGAUCAGGUCCUGGGUAUCUGAUACGAUAUCUUGACAAGGAGAUGACGGAUCGUGUCGUCCAGAUAGAUUCUGCAGAGAACAUGCUGCUACGUGACAAGGACGUUGAAUACGAAGUGCCAACCGAACGAUUGGUGAUGGAUGAAGAGCAUAUGACAUUCCCUGAAAACACAUUCGACUGUGUUUUGUCAAGUUUUAGUUUACAUUGGAUUAAUAAUUUACCUGGAGUGUUUAAAAGAGUGCGGCAGGCUUUAAAGCCAGAUUGUCCUUUUAUUGGAGCUAUGCUGGGAGGGCAAACUCUUUUUGAAUUGAGGACUGCACUACAACUCGCCGAAUCUGAAAAGGAAGGUGGAAUAUCACCGCAUGUUUCGCCAAUGACAGAUGUUCGAGAUGUUGGAGGUUUGCUGAGUGGAGCUGGUUUCACACUCCUCACAGUGGAUAUGGACGAGAUACAAGUUGGUUAUCCGUCUAUUUAUGAGCUCAUGAGGGACUUACGGAGUAUGGGAGAGUCGAAUGCUGUAGCUUCAAGAAAACCAUAUCUGCGACGUGAGACGAUACAAAGGGCUUCAGAGAUAUAUAAAGAGAUGUAUGGUAACCCCGAUGGCACGAUUCCUGCUACUUUCAACGUUCUCUAUUUGAUUGGGUGGAAGCCCGACCCAAAGAAUCCCAUCAAAGUGAAGGAAAGAGGAUCAGCUGAAUCCUCAUUCAAAGACUUGGACACGUUGCUCGAUAAAGCUGGAGCAAAGAUCGAACAUGAUUCAAAAGACUCGGUAUUUAUCAAACCCAAAAAGGAAUAA
Synchytrium microbalum is the source of this 1107-nucleotide messenger RNA. RefSeq lists its product as uncharacterized. Gene Ontology annotation, molecular function: S-adenosylmethionine-dependent methyltransferase activity. The coding region runs from base 1 to 1107 and encodes 368 amino acids. Gene Ontology annotation, biological process: mitochondrial respiratory chain complex I assembly. Gene Ontology annotation, cellular component: mitochondrion. NCBI's taxonomy places the organism in Eukaryota, Fungi, Chytridiomycota, Chytridiomycetes, Synchytriales, Synchytriaceae. The record is from RefSeq and is a predicted model, not a curated record. The transcript is spliced from 10 exons.